Molecule: messenger RNA, 351 nt
Organism: Pseudomassariella vexata
Lineage: Eukaryota; Fungi; Ascomycota; Sordariomycetes; Amphisphaeriales; Pseudomassariaceae
Exons: 1
Coding region: 1-351 (116 amino acids)
Source: RefSeq, a predicted model, not a curated record
AUGUGUCAGGAAGCUAUCCACGUCAGCGAGUUUGGAGAGGAACCCAUACGAACGAGAGGAUUGCGACAAGUGGCUCGGGGAUUACGAGGUGCCCCUCUUCCCAACGCGACCACCUACCUGGUCGCCAGCUACCGGACGCAGGCUAUUGCUGAUAUCAGAGUGUACCCGGAAGCCAAGUUCAUACUCGUCGAGCGCGACCCGGACAUGUGGGUGAGGUUGAUGAAGAACACCGUUGGUGCCCGAGUCGAAGCUAUCUACAAGUUCCCGCUGUCAUAUUCCAGGCGGUUCGCUAAUUUCAUGGACGAGUUUUCCAAUUUCAGCGCCAAGCUCAUCGACGUCAACACUCGCUAG